Molecule: messenger RNA, 1741 nt
Organism: Lacerta agilis (Sand lizard)
Lineage: Eukaryota; Metazoa; Chordata; Lepidosauria; Squamata; Lacertidae
Gene: SLC10A4
Product: solute carrier family 10 member 4
Exons: 3
Coding region: 72-1247 (391 amino acids)
Biological process (GO): bile acid and bile salt transport
Cellular component (GO): membrane
Molecular function (GO): bile acid:sodium symporter activity
Source: RefSeq, a predicted model, not a curated record
CACUUCUCGCCUCACUUGAAGCUCAGCGUCCGAGGGAGGCGCACGCACGCCUGGAGAGCGCGCCUCGGGCCAUGGACAGCUCCUGGGAAGAGCGCGGGAACACCACGGUCCCCUCAGGCGGCGGGAGCGAGAGCCCCGUCCCCAGCCCGGCUGCGUCGUGGGCGCCCACGGCCGGCUUCGCGCCCCGAGAAGACAGCGGCUCUCCGUCUUUCUGGAACACCCCGUUGAACCAGGCUCUGAGCGUCUUCGUGGCUCUAGCUCUGUUUGUGGCCAUGCUGGGCUUGGGCUGCACGGUGGAGCUGAGCCAGCUGGGCGCGCAGCUGAGGCGGCCCCUGGGCUUGCUGCUGGCGCUGCUGUGCCAGUUCGGGAUCAUGCCCUUCGUGGCUUUCCUGAUGGCGCUCGUCUUCGCCCUCGACGAGGUGGCCGCCGUCACCGUCCUGCUGUGCGGGUGCUGCCCCGGGGGGAACCUCUCCAACAUCAUGUCGCUGCUGGUCAAAGGGGACAUGAACCUCAGUAUAAUCAUGACCACAUCAUCUACGUUGCUUGCUCUGGUCUUGAUGCCUCUUUGCCUGUGGAUCUACAGCCGAGCCUGGAUCAACACCCCGUUUGUGCGCCUGUUGCCCCUGGGCGCUGUCACCAUGACCUUAUGCAGCACCCUGCUCCCCAUCGGCAUUGGGGUCUUCAUCCGAUACAGAUUCACCAGGGUGGCAGACAUUCUGCUGAAGGUUUCAUUGUGGUCCCUCCUGGUAUCCCUGGUGAUCCUUUUCAUUCUAACCGGUACCAUGUUGGGACCUGAUCUGCUGGCUACUAUCCCCGCUACUGUCUAUGUAGUAGCUGUGCUGAUGCCCUUGGCUGGCUAUGGCUGUGGUUAUGGCAUAGCAACCUUAUUUCACUUGCCACCUCACUGCAAGAGGACAGUGUCACUGGAGACCGGCUGCCAAAAUGUACAGCUCUGCACCGCUAUACUCAAACUAACCUUCCCUCCAGAGCUUAUUGGGAGCAUGUACAUGUUCCCCUUGCUCUACGCUCUCUUCCAGGCGGCUGAAGCUGGUCUGUUUGUAUUGGCCUAUAAGGUGUACGGCAAGGAUUCCUACAAACAAGAGCCUCUAGUAGGGGAGGAAGAAGAAGAUACGAACAUUUCGUACAAAAAACUGAAGGAAGAGGAAAUGCCAGAUACUUCCUAUGGCACUGUGACUGCCGAGGGCCAUGCCUCAGUGCUCAUGGAACCGAUGCAGACUGCCCUCUAGAGGAAGGGAGGACCUGAACUGGAAAUCCUGUUGUGGGAUAAUGUAGCAAACUGUUCAGUCAAAGUGCGAGGCAGGGAGAAGAUGAUGGCACAAAGCAGUUGCUGUAAUCUUGAUUCCCUCAGCAUAUAUGGUUUGUAAAAAUGCCAGUAUUUUUCUCCAUGAAUAGCAAGUCACCUGUGACCACCUCCUCAGCUACCACAAGUAAUUAAUAUGAGCCAUCACAAUAAAUUAUACUGAAAUGCAAGCAGGCAGGAAGAGAGGGGUUUUAUAAGGUAAUUUUAAAGACUAGUAUGAGAGGGAGGGAAGAGAAGAACAGGGGGAUUAAUGCUGAUAGUAUUUGUUUUUGUGUAACUGAAUGUCACCAACAUUUGCUGUUUUAAAGCUUUGUAUCUGUUUUACAUUAUUCAGCUUCUGUGUAUGUGGAAAGGUUGAACUCAUGUUGUAUAUUUACCACUGAUUAAAUUUCUUCUGAAGAUACCAAGCCAUUAAGAGGA